This is a messenger RNA of Echinostoma caproni, 666 nucleotides long. The record is from the annotation of a GenBank genome assembly. Lineage: Eukaryota; Metazoa; Platyhelminthes; Trematoda; Plagiorchiida; Echinostomatidae.
AUGAUGUCAUUUGGUUGUUUCCUACAGACCACGGCUAUCACAAACCGCGAAGUUCGUCGUUGUUUUGUCAAUUCCAAGCUUCCAAACACACAAAAGAAGAUAACAGAGUUAGCGCUGGCACCGUUGGACUACAGUCUGUUGGUUGUCGGUGCUGUAGGUGGCCUCAUUGAAGUUCUGCGUCCGGACUCGAUCCUCACGUGUUUGCAUCAGUUCUCAGUGCUUAAUCCGACCUUGUCGACAGCAGAUUCGGCUGUUUCGUACCAUUUGACCGGUGUCUGUCUUGUUCCACGGCCAAACUGGCUAACUGGUUCACAGCCUAUCACAGACUUAUCGGAUAAUCGGUCUACACAGUCUGCUGGACGCCCGUCGGAUCCAGACAAUGCACUCGCACACAAGGGUCCAUGUGAUAUUGAACCGUUCAAACGACAUUUCGGGUGGCUUCUGGACGAUGUAGUCCGCUUACGGUUACCUGCAAUUAACGAGUUAACGGAUACGCGUGUUGAAAUGGCCGAUAUUUAUUUGGACGAUUUUCAUUCCGCCCACGUCGGUGAAAUCCACGAGCCUCCUCAUUCGGAAACGAAAAACUUGCUCGAACAAAUUGACAAGUUGAACUCUACCAAUCGAGAAUUGUUCCAUCAACUCAUGAAUCGUGAAUUGCUUGGUUGA